CACAUCUCACAGCUCACAGCUCACAGCACGUUGCCAUUAUUUGUUGUGGCAACUAACUGACAGCUGCUAGUAUCUGCAGCUUCUCUGCUUUGGAUUCGAUUCAUGAGAAACUGAGAGCCUCGUACGGUAGCACAUCGAAAGGAGAGUUAUUAUCGUUAGGCUACUAUUAGCUAGCGAGAAAGCCAUGUUAGGCAACUCUUUUAGAAGCCGAAGGAUUAACACAGGGGCGAGCUUGCGGUCGGAUAGCGAAGAUAACCAAGAGGAUGUUGCGUCGGCAAUGAAGAAGGAACAUGCUUCUCCUGCGUGCAUGCGCAUCCGGGGCCUCUUCAACUAUCUCAGUGUCCAUCGGACCAGCCUGCUAGUCAGUGGGCUGGUCUUUUUGGUGGUGAUGGCGGCAGGGCUUUUGACAGCUGAGCUCUACUUGAGCCAAUGGGAGCAAGACGACUUUCGAGACGCCCAAGAUCUUGCCAAUGAAACGGCCGACUACUUUGUGAAUGCACUUGAAUACAAGGCCAUGAUGCCUCUUUUCUCCCUUGCUCAGUUUGCCACAGAAAUUCCCCUCUUCCGUGAUCUGCCAGAUUUGAUCGGGCCUUCCCUGGGAAACAACAGCCUUCCCUUUAUCCCUCCAGCCCCUGGACAGGAAUUAUCUCAUCGCAACCUGACCGGCUCACCGUGUUCAGACCCAACCAACAUUCAAAGGUACAACGAGAUUGCCUCUACAAUCAAGGCCAACGCCAAGAUGCCCCGGGUUCUCCUCCAGCUUUACUUCCACCCACAAGCAGUGGUAUGCUUCGUCCAUCCUCGCGUGUACACCCAUCCGGAGCGGCCCGACGUUAUUAUGAAUGCUACAGCGCAGUUGGGGCUUGAUAUGCUUCAGGACGUCAAACUUCGCUACCACGCAGAAAAAACUCUGAGAUCGGAUAAUCUAGUCAUUGCAGGACCGAUCACUUUGAGGCACUGCAUUGAUCACGGGAGUUGCCACAACGCUGUAAAAAAGGCCAUUGUCCUGAGGCUUGCCGUUCCAAUGCCCGGCCGUCCGAUUGUAUUGCCGACCACGGGAGAAGAGGUGGAUCGUUGGGGCAUGGUUGUCGCCACUAUCGAUUGGUUGCAAGUCGUGAAAGAAUCUGGCAUGUACCAGCGCUUUCACAGUUCAGGACGGGAAUUCCUGCUGACUCGUAACGAGAGAUUGUAUGGAACUGAAGCCGAAAGCACCGCUCUGGCCCGAUCCCCAGGUUUCCAAAAUGUCGCCGCGCCGACAUACCGCACUGUGGCUCUCACCGUUGCCACUGAUAUUUCCGAAUGGCACAUUACCGUCCAGUAUCCAAGCCGACAAUCGUCCAUCCGCGCUUGGAUGAUUCCUUGCGUCAUUUUGCUGAGUCUCGUUGUGACAGGCUUGGUCUUCACAGUGCUGGUACAAAAGCAAGAUAUGCUUGCCCAGACUCGGAUCCAGGAGGCUCGAGUUGAGACAGAGCGAAAGAUGACGGCUUAUUUUGCUCAUGAACUCAGAAACCCUCUUUCGGCCAUCGAGUCUGCACUUUUGGUCAUGCCAUUCGACGACCCCGUGGAAAUUAAAGAGCUUACCCAAGGCAUGAAAUCCUGUACAGGCUUUAUGGGGCGGAUUCUAAACAAUCUAUGCGACGUGCGGCAACUGGAAGAAGGAAAGAUGGAAUUUUAUUCAUGCCCCUUUGAGUUGAACCAAGUCAUCAUGGAGACCCAUUCUAUGUUGGCGCCUAAAGUACCCAAGGGCGUUGAUUUCAAAUACGUGGUUGAUGUUGACCCCAACAAAAACACGGUUUCAGGAGACUUCCAUCGCAUACUGCAAGUCUUGAACAACGUGACUAGCAAUGCUCUGAAGUAUUGUUUGUCGGGAUCAGUGGUGCUGUCAGUGUGCUGGGACGAGGAAAGUGGACGAGUUCGAUUUGAGUGCAAAGACACAGGCCCUGGCAUUCCAAUAGAGGAUCAAGCUCACCUGUUCGAAAGGUUCGUACGGAGAGGUGGUGCUCCCGGCUCGGGCUUGGGAUUAUGCAUCUGCAAACAAAUCGUAGAUGCUCUGGAGGGCGAUAUUUAUUUCGAAUCUGAUCCCCGAGUGAAACAAGGCACCACUUGUGUCAUACUCCUCCCUCUGGUGUCGUGCACUUCUACGAGUGUUGCUACUCAAUCAAAAGGUACAGAGCAUGCCCCACCAAUAAUAGAGCCAGAGAUGAUUGAAGAGGAGAUAUCGAUUCUUUUGGUAGACGAUAUCAUGAUGAAUCGGCUCAUGCUAACAAAGAGGCUCCGGAAAGGAGUAAUGCCCAACGCCAAGAUCAUCGAGGCAGCCACCGGGGAGGCUGCCGUGGAAUUGGUGGAGUCAGGAGAUCAUCAGUUUCAACUGGUGAUCGUGGAUCAGUAUAUGGAAUCAGCUGGCGGUGUGAUGUUGGGAACGGAUACCGUCAUUGCCUUGCGCCGAAUGGGACUGAAGUGUAUGAUCAUUGGCUGUUCGGGAAACGAUAUUGAAAAAGAGUUUGAAGCGGCGGGGGCCGACGGUUGUUGGUCCAAGCCAAUGCCCUCCAACUCUGUAAUGCUUCAAGAAAUCCGAGAGGGGCUAGAUUUGAGCGCAAGAACCCAAACAACCAGCUAGCUAGCAAAAACAAACAUGCCAGUUGCUGAAGAAUUGUAGCCUCUCACAAUACCAGUAGCGAAAAAGGCAUUUCUAUGACACUCAUUACCACGGCACUCCACAAAGAGAAUGAUUCAACCGUUGCAUCCACCACAAACAUAAGAGUAGCGCUACCCACCAGCCCAGUUUUGGCCAGUA
Seminavis robusta is the source of this 2794-nucleotide messenger RNA. NCBI's taxonomy places the organism in Eukaryota, Bacillariophyta, Bacillariophyceae, Naviculales, Naviculaceae. The record is from the annotation of a GenBank genome assembly.